Molecule: messenger RNA, 3183 nt
Organism: Penicillium longicatenatum
Lineage: Eukaryota; Fungi; Ascomycota; Eurotiomycetes; Eurotiales; Aspergillaceae
Exons: 4
Coding region: 1-3183 (1060 amino acids)
Biological process (GO): nucleoside metabolic process
Cellular component (GO): kinesin complex
Molecular function (GO): protein binding; catalytic activity; ADP binding
Source: RefSeq, a predicted model, not a curated record
AUGACUCCCAGGACACCAUCAUCUUUUGAUGAUUAUACGGUCGGAUGGAUCUGCGCCUUGCCCUUAGAGAUGGCAGCUGCGAAAUUGAUGUUGGACGUAGUACACCCAACUCUACCUCGACCGUCGUCAGAUAACAAUACAUAUGUCUUUGGAAAUAUCGGUGGACACAACAUUGUUAUUGCCUGUUUACCAAGUGGCGCAUAUGGCAAUGUCUCAGCUGCAACGGUUGCAAUGCAGCUGCUGUCCAGCUUUCACUCAAUAAGAUUUGGUCUAAUGGUCGGCAUCGGUGGGGGAGUUCAUAGCAGCAAAGCAGAUAUUCGACUGGGUGACAUUGUGGUGAGCCAGCCGGCGCAUACAUCUGGGGGUGUCAUUCAAUUCGACCUUGGUAAAACGUUAAGCGGCGGUCAGUUCCCGCGAACAGGAAUGCUAAACCGACCACCGAAAGUGCUAUUGACCGCCCUCGCUGCGCUACAAGCAUCUCACUUCGCAGCAAGUAAUCGCAUUCAGGAAUUCCUUUCUGAAAUUCCGACCAAAACGACGCCUCAAAGCGCUACAAACUUCACUCGACCAACGACAGAAGACUGUUCAUUUCAAGUGGACUACUGCCAUGAAGCACAUACUUGUAGAGACUGCGAUCGAUCUAAGCUGGUUCAACGACCUCCACGAGAUAUUGAGGAGCCAGUCAUUCACUAUGGCCUGAUUGCAUCCGCUAAUCAGGUAGUAAAGGACGGUAGGCUGCGAGACCUACUGGCUCAGGAACUCGGGGUAUACUGCGUGGAGAUGGAAGCUGCGGGACUCAUGAAUGAUUUUCCCUGUCUAGUCAUCCGUGGCAUCUGCGACUACGCAGACUCGCAUAAGAAUAAGGAAUGGCAAGGGUAUGCGGCAGCAGUAGCGGCAGCCUACGCCAAAGAACUACUUUUGGUAGUCCCUAUCGACCAGGUCAACAAUACUUUAAUGGCACAAGACCCUUCAGAAGACCCUAGUAAGAGAACACUAACUUCAAUCGAUGGCACUCGGUCUGCAAACCUUACUAACAAAGGCUUUACACGCAUAGCUCACCGGUUUAAUGUCCCACUGGACCUUACUGCAGUGCCUAUAGUUGAAAGAUUUAUAGGGCGAGAAGAUGAGCUGAAUCACCUAUGGCAGUAUUUACAGCCAGUGAAUCCACAGUCACGAAAAGUAGCCAUUCUUCAUGGUCUCGGAGGGAUAGGAAAGACACAGCUAGCCAUCCCCUUCGCCCGGGAUCACAGUCACGAUUUCACUGCCAUAUUUUGGCUGAAUGGCAAGGAUCGAGUUACACUCCUACAAUCUUUGAGCUCCGAUCUCCCCUGUUUACCAGGACAGUCCCAGAACAAGGAAGCGAUCAACGAAGAAGAAGUGAAGAAACGAGCGAGAGACGUCUUGCAGUGGUUAGCAUUAGAGGGUAAUUCAGGAUGGCUGGUAAUAUUUGAUAACAUCGACCAAUACUUUUCCAAUAAUAGCUCUGCUGACGAGACAUACGAUAUUGGAGAAUUCUCCCCUGUUGCUGAUCAUGGUUCUAUUCUCAUCACCUCUCGCCUCCAAGAGUUGACUGAACUAGGAAAAUCCUUCAUGAUGCAUAAACUUGACUCUGAGGAUUCAAUCCAGCUUCUCUUACAAAGCAGUCGUCUGCUCUUAGCAAAAGAUACCACUAUCAAGCACGAGAGUACUCCAGAUUUGAUUACUCUCGCGAAUCGUCUUGAUGGACUACCAUUAGCGAUUGUUAUCGCCGGUGCAUUCAUGCGUCAAACCGGAACAAGCGCCAUUGAGUACUUGCAUUAUUACCAAGAACCCUGGUCCGACCUACAGUUUCAGUCAAAACCCGGACGUCAAUACCAGCAUAACUUGCUGCAAACUUGGAUGAUCUCCUAUCGUGACAUUGAGAAGCGAGACCCAAAUGCAGCUCUGAUGCUACUGCUACUUGCUCGAUAUGAUAACCGAGAUAUCUGGACUGUAUCAAGCAAAUUCGCAUUCAAAAUUGGAGUGAGAAGUCUCAUCGACUUCUCGUUCCUUGAUAUCAAAGAACUUGAUGAAAGCUACGCGAUGCACCCAGUGGUACAGGACUGGUGCCUUCAGCUUGCCAGCGCAAAUCAAAUCGUUGAUUCCAUCCAGCUUGAUGAGCUUGCAUUGAUAUCUGUCGGGUACACUGUCCCUGAUGUGAAUGUCAGGAACUAUUCAGAGCUUCAGCAGCGACUGAUUCCACACUCGAACUUUGUACGUCGUCGCAAAUGGUCGAAUAGUGAUAUUGCAGCAACCUCUCGAAACCAAGGCAAGCUCAAGGAUGCUGAGGAGAUGUACCGGCGAGCACUACUAGGCAAGGAGAAAGCGCUAGGCCCGGAUGACUCUUCCACUCUCAACACUGUCCAUAAUCUCGGUCUUCUCUUUAGAAAUCAGGGCAAAUUUGAAGAAGCAGAAGAAAUGUAUCGGCGAGCACUGGCAGGAAGCGAAAAGAAUUCGACUCUGGGUCUAGAUCAUACUUCUACCCUUAGGACAGUCAAUAACCUUGGCAUUCUGUACUCUGAUCAGGGCAGGCUGAAGGAGGCUGAAGUGAUGUUUCAGCGAGCGCUAGCAGGUUACGAGCAGGUCUUAGGUCCAAAUCAUACGUCCACUAUUCAAACAGUCAACAAUCUUGGGGUUCUCUACCAUGAUCAGAACCAGCAAAAGAAGGCAGAAGAGUUCUACCAGCGAGCACUAGCAGGCAAGGAGAAGGCCCUCGGCCUUAGUCAUACAUCUACCCUUGAUACAGUCAACAAUCUGGCCCUUCUUUAUUCUGAGCAAGGCAAAUUGAAUGAGGCAGAAGAGAUGUUUCACCGAGCCCUAGUAGGCUAUGAGAGAGUGAUAGGUUCGGAGCAUACAUCUGCUCUCAGCAUAAUCAACAACCUUGGGAACCUUUACUCUGACCAGGGUAAGCUGAAAGAGGCAGAAGAAAUGUAUCAGCGAGUGCUGGCAGGCUAUGAGCGGGCUCUGGGUCCAGAUCAUACGUCCACUCUCAACACAGUUAACAACCUGGGGGUUCUCUAUUGUGACCAAAAACAGCCAGUGAAGGCAGGGGAAAUGUAUCAACGAGCACUCACAGGUUUCGAGAAAAUCUUCGGUCCGAAUGAUUAUAGAUGUCGGCAUCUAAGGAAUAGUCUAGCCGUACUACGCACUGGAGAUGGAAAGUAG